AUGCCUACUCAAAGUCAUGGCAAACGCCGAACUGUGAACGAACCUGCAGAGAAGCCCGCAAAACGGACACGCGUCUCCCGGGCAUGUGAUCAAUGCCGUACUGCAAGAGAAAAGUGUGAUGGGUCACAGCCUAUAUGUUCCACAUGCUCCGCAUCAAAGAGAAAGUGUACGUAUACGGCGAAUCCCAAGAAGAGAGGUAUCCAGCCAGGCUACAUUCGCAGCCUCGAGCUGGCGCUUGUGUGGCUAUUCCAGCAGGAUCCCAAUAAUGAGGCGAUAUUGAAUGAUAAACUUGUACAAGAAGGCGCCUCCUCACUCUUCUUGAGUCGCGAUUCGAAAGAGGCUACGAGGCUGCACAAGCGGUGGCGCAAGGCGCGAUUCUACACCGACGUUGACAAGCUUCUCUCGGGAGGAGAGCCUUCACGCCAUGAACAUCAUGAUCAGAACUCGCCUUCUUCCGAUGAUGAGGACUCUGAACCAGACCAAUCACAAUCAGCUCCUAUUGGAAGAGAUUCCGAACCCGCACAAACCGAUCUGGCAGCACGAGAACGCUAUAUGCGAUUGGACUUUGAGCGACAUCCACAAGUGGCUUACAAUGAUUUUGUGAUGAUGCCAUCAGACAGUUGGGCUCUUUUCGAUACUUACUUUACCUAUACUCAGGCGUGGCUCCCUAUAUGCGAGAAACACGAUAUUUUGAAGUUGUCUUAUUCAUACCCGCAGGAAGGAAUAUCGCUAGCCACCGGCCACGCGGAAUCCGGUUCGCUUGCAGAGCUGUGGAGCAUAUUGGCCGUAGCCUCAUUGUAUAACGCGAGUUCAGCUGUCCCAUCUUCGCCAUCGAGACAAUCUUCAGGAAGACCGACGCAGCUAUACAACAUUGCGAGAUUAUGGAUUCCCACGGAACUGGGUCAUUUUGAUAUUGGCCAUGUCAGGGCUUUACUGAAUCUUGCUUUAUACAAUAUUAUGCUGUCUCGUUCACAGUCAGCUUGGCUGCUAGUUGGCCAUGCGUCACGACUGCUGGAAUCGGGAGACUCGUCAAAUUUCAUGGCUAGCUCUCGACGAAAGCAUGCUAUCUCUGGAUGUUUUCUGCUGGAUAGCCUGCUUGCGACACAACUGAAUAGGCGACCACACUUCCAGAUAGGGUAUUUAAGACACCUCGGCGCCAUAGAUGAGGACGGCUUGGAGGAAUGGCAGCCUUGGUACGGCCAUUCUUCACGACUAGAACAGAUGCGAAUGCCUAUGCUGGCUAUAAGCUCCUUCAACAGUCUCCUGGACCUGGUUGAUAUACUUGCGAGUAUCGAAAAAGAGCCUGUCGCAGAUGACUGUGGAAGAUCCAUCGAUGAUCGAAUUAAGAACUGGGAAAUGACUUUACCGCCGAAACUUGGCUACAUACGUUCAGAUAUCGCGUUAGCCGGACUAUGUCCCCCCGCUACUCUCCUCCAACUCACGUACUACUGCAUAUUAUUCACAUCCAAUCCUUCGGCGCAAGGACUUCAACGUGUGUUGCAAUUAUUGGAACGAUAUAAGAAGCUCGUCGGGUUCACAUCUUUACCACCAGUUAUACAAUGUCUGUUAGAAUUUGUCAACAGAAAGACUGACCAUCAUAUGGUGGGCGAGUCGACUCUAGUACGAUUUCGAGAGCUCCAAGGUGAAUUGGCUACCGUGUGGUCAUGUCACGCAAGUGGCAACCCGCCACAAGACAGCAGUCCUGCGAAUCCAAGCUGGCGGGGUAGCGUGGACGGUGCAGAGGGCUUAGGGAUUGAGCCGCAAUCGAUGCCCCUACCAAUCAUACAGCCAAACCAUCAAAUCAGUAUAACGGGCAACGUAUCAACUGGUUAUGAGGCGCUCCAUCCAACCGCUCAGACAGCGUCGGGCGCUCAACUCGCAGUAACCAGCCCAGCAGCCCCAGAUCCACGCUAUCCUGAACUCAAUAGCGAUCUUGAGUACUUCUUCGACGAGUUGGCCUCCUUGGAUAGUACGACCCGAAUAGACACACAGCCACAGUUCAUGCAAAACCUAGGGUUUGCGCCCAAUUCAAGCAUGGCUGACUUGUUCAGCGAGUACAUUCCGACACAGUCGACCGCUUUCGUGGCGCAAGAAGACCUACCGGUUCCCGAUUUUGAUCAUUACAAUUUCUACAAAGGCUGA
Molecule: messenger RNA, 2142 nt
Organism: Plenodomus lingam JN3
Lineage: Eukaryota; Fungi; Ascomycota; Dothideomycetes; Pleosporales; Leptosphaeriaceae
Biological process (GO): DNA-templated transcription; positive regulation of transcription by RNA polymerase II
Molecular function (GO): DNA binding; DNA-binding transcription factor activity, RNA polymerase II-specific; zinc ion binding
Source: RefSeq, a predicted model, not a curated record